CACGUGGGAUGCGCACAUGCGCAGUCGUGCAGCCCCGCUCCCUUCCGCGGCGGCGAGCAGAGCGACCGGCGGCUCCCGGUGCUCGUGCGCUCUAGGCAGAUUGUCUAAAGCCACAGGGAAAAUGGUGGAAAAUUCACCGUCGCCAUUGCCAGAAAGAGCGAUUUAUGGCUUUGUUCUUUUCUUAAGCUCCCAAUUUGGCUUCAUACUGUAUCUUGUGUGGGCAUUUAUUCCUGAAUCUUGGCUCCAUUCCUUAGGAUUAACCUACUGGCCUCAAAAAUACUGGGCAGUUGCAUUGCCUGUCUACCUCCUCAUUACUAUAGUAAUUGGUUACGUACUCUUAUUUGGAAUAAACAUGAUGAGUACUUCUCCACUCAACUCCAUUCAUACAAUCACAGAUAACUAUGCUAAAAAUCAGCAGGAGAAGAAAUACCAAGAAGAGGCCAUCCCAGCAUUAAGAGAUAUUCCUAUUAGUGAAGUAAACCAAAUGUUCUUCCUUGCAACCAAAGAACCGUAUGCCAAAAACUCCUGUAUUUCUGUGGUAGGAGCAUGUCCCCACACUUCAGAGCGGUUUGAGAGGACCAGUUGGCUCCAUCCAGGAGAAGGAUCCUUCCCGUUCCACCCCUGACUCCAGCCACUGAUGCACUCGUGAUCAGGUCCACACAGGGGCCACUCAGCAGUGCACCCUGGAGAGAGAGGACGUCAACACCCAAAGGACACCGUGGAGCUCACUGUGGGGCAGGCAUCCAUCCCCCAACAGAGCGGUUGUGAGCUGAAUUUAUUCAGCAUCGGAGGAGGUCUCCGGAGACUGAGCUGCAGUCGCCAUGGCAACGGUGCCCUCGGUAACGCAGGCCUGCGUUGGCUCUUCUCAGUUUUGCUCCCUUGCUGCCCACGCCUUCCUAAUGUCACUUUCCAAAUAAACUGCCUACACACAAGU
This is a messenger RNA of Lutra lutra (Eurasian river otter), 934 nucleotides long. It is a transcript of the gene PIGP, whose product is annotated as phosphatidylinositol glycan anchor biosynthesis class P. Bases 17 to 625 code for a protein of 202 amino acids. The transcript is spliced from 7 exons. The record is from RefSeq and is a predicted model, not a curated record. NCBI's taxonomy places the organism in Eukaryota, Metazoa, Chordata, Mammalia, Carnivora, Mustelidae.